Messenger RNA from Salvia hispanica, 3277 nucleotides. Its product is annotated as eukaryotic translation initiation factor 3 subunit A. The record is from RefSeq and is a predicted model, not a curated record. Gene Ontology annotation, biological process: formation of cytoplasmic translation initiation complex; translation reinitiation. Gene Ontology annotation, molecular function: mRNA binding; translation initiation factor activity. Lineage: Eukaryota; Viridiplantae; Streptophyta; Magnoliopsida; Lamiales; Lamiaceae. Gene Ontology annotation, cellular component: eukaryotic translation initiation factor 3 complex, eIF3e; eukaryotic translation initiation factor 3 complex, eIF3m; multi-eIF complex.
AAUUACUACUAUAACCCUGGUAAUCGUAACCCUACGCAAGUCUCACGCUGCGCCGCAGAGGGUUCGUUUCCAAACAAUUACAGACGCCACCGCCGACCAUUCAUCCAUCAAUCUCAUAGCCGCCGUUGCUACCUACUGUUGGAUUGCCUUCCAUUAUGGCUACUUUCGCCAGACCUGAGAAUGCCUUAAAGCGAGCUGAAGAGUUGAUCAAUGUGGGACAAAAGCAAGAAGCACUUGAGACUCUUCAUAGUUUUAUUACCUCGAGGAGGUAUAGAGCCUGGACAAAAACACAUGAAAAAAUAAUGUUCAAGUAUGUGGAACUGUGUGUUGACAUGAGGAGGGGAAGGCAUGCCAAGGAUGGACUUAUCCAAUACCGUGGUAUCUGCCAACAAGUCAACAUAACUUCGUUGGAGGAAGUGAUAAAGCAUUUCAUGCAGUUGGCCACCGAGAAAGCUGAGCUUGCACGUAGCCAAGCACAGGCCUUGGAAGAGGCUCUGGAUGUAGAUGACUUAGAAGCUGAUAAAAGGCCUGAAGAUCUGCUUCUAAGCUAUGUAAGCGGGGAAAAAGGUAAAGAUAGAUCAGACCGUGAGCUUGUUACUCCCUGGUUCAAAUUCUUGUGGGAGACCUAUAGAAGUGUUCUUGAAAUUCUCCGCAACAACUCAAGAUUGGAAGCCCUUUAUGCUAUGACUGCACAUCGCGCUUUUCAAUUUUGCAAACAAUACAAACGAACUACUGAGUUUCGAAGAUUAUGUGAAAUGAUCAGGAAUCACCUCGCAAACCUUAACAAAUACAGGGACCAGAGAGAUAGACCUGAUCUUACUCUACCUGAGAGUUUGCAGUUGUAUCUGGACACCAGAUUUGAGCAACUGAAAGUCGCUACCGAGCUCGAGCUUUGGCAGGAGGCGUUUCGAUCUAUUGAGGAUAUAUUUGGAUUGAUGUGCAUGGUUAAAAAAACACCUAAAUCUUCAUUGAUGGUUGUAUACUAUUCUAAGCUUUCAGAAAUUUUCUGGAUGUCAUUCAACCAUCUUUAUCAUGCUUAUGCGUGGCUUAAGCUUUUCUCACUUCAGAAAAGCUUUAACAAGAACCUGAAUCACAAGGACCUUCAGAUGAUAGCUUCAUCUGCUGUCCUAGCUGCACUUUCAGUACCCCUUUAUGAUCGCUCUUAUGGAGCGUCUCAUUUGGAGAUUGGAAAUGAGAAAGAACGAAAUUUUAGAGUAGCAAACCUUAUUGCAUUUGAUGUUGAGUCAAAACCAGAGAACAGAGAAGUGCUUUCCAGGUCGUCACUGCUCUUGGAUUUGGUGGCCAAAGGUGUUAUGAACUGUGUAACUCAGGAAGUGAAGGAUCUUUACCAUAUUUUGGAACAUGAAUUUCACCCUUUACACCUUGCACUGCAAGUACAACCCUUGUUAACAAAAAUUUCAAAGGUUGGAGGCAAACUUGCUUCUGCUUCCUCUGUUCCAGAAGUACAUCUGUCUCAGUAUGUUCCUUCUCUGGAGAAGCUUGCUACUCUUCGGUUACUUCAGCGGGUCUCAAAGGUGUAUCAGACUAUGACCAUUGAUAAUCUAUCGAAGAUAAUUCCAUUUUUUGAUUUCCCAAUGGUGGAGAAGAUCUCUGUUGAUGCAGUCAAAAAUAAUUUCUUGUCAAUGAAAGUGAAUUACAGCAAGGGUGCAAUUUUCUUUGGUAAUAAGAGUCUUGAAUCAGAAGGCAUACAAGAUCACCUAUCCACUCUUACUGAAUCCCUUAGCAAGUCCAGGGUCAUGAUCUGCCCUACUGGGAAGGGAAUCCCAAAAUUGGGGGAAUCACUUUCAGAUUUAGUAGAAGUAGUUGAAAAAGAGCACAAACGUCUGCUUGCACGCAAGUCAAUAAUUGAAAAGCGCAAAGAAGAACAAGAGCGUCAGCUGUUAGAGAUGGAACGUGAGGAGGAGGCAAAGAAGCUGAAAAUACAGAAAAUAACUGAAGAGGCAGAGCAGAAAAGGCUUGCUAUAGAAUUUGAGCAAAUGAAGAAUCAAAGAAUUCGCCGGGAAAUAGAGGAACGCGAGCUUGAGGAAGCCCAAGCAUUACUGCAGGAAGCGGAAAAGCGUGGAAAGAAGAAAGGAAAGAAACCAGUCUUAGAGGGGGAAAAAUUAACCAAGCAGUCUUUGAUGGAGCUAGCUGUUAGUGAGCAGCUCAGGGAGAAGCAAGAGAUGGAGAAAAGGCUACAGAAGCAUGGAAAAACAAUGGAUUAUUUGGAGAGAGCAAAAAGGGAAGAGGCUGCCCCGCUUAUAGAAGCUACAUUUCAGAAACGCCUAGAAGAUGAGAAAGUUCACCAUGAGCUUGAGCAGCAGCGAGAGGUUGAGUUAAGUAGGCAACGCCAUGCUGGAGAUCUAGAGGAGAAAAGAAGGCUGAGCAGGAUCUUGGAGAACAAGAACAUUUUCCAAGAACGAUUGCUAAAUUGUAGGAAAGCUGAACGCGACAGGCUUAGACAGGAAAGAGAAGAGAGGAUAAGCAACAUAAUCCAGUCGCGUAAAGAGGAAAGAGAAGCUAAGAGAAAAUUCAUAUAUUUCUUGAGAAUUGAGGAGGAGAGACAGAAAAGAUUGCGUGAAGAGGAGGCGGCUCGGAAACUUGAAGAGAUGGAGAGGCGAAAGAAAGAGGAAGCUGAACGAAAGGCCAAGCUGGAUGAAAUUGCUGAGAAGCAGAGGCAAAGAGAGAGAGAGCUGGAAGAAAAAGAAAGGCAGAGAAGGGAAGAGAUAUUGGGGAGGUCAGCUGCUGCUGUGCUACCGAAGACUGAUCUUUCUUCUGCACACCCUGUGGAGACUCCACCUACUGCUGUUCCAGCCGCAGCUGCAGCUGCACCUAUGCCUGGACCUGCCAAGUUUGUCCCGAGGUUCAGAAGAGCACCGGCUGAGGUUGGCCAAGCCCUACCUCCAGCCACUGACAAAUGGUCCAGUGGCAGCCGGACUGAACCUCCAGCUGGUGACAGAUGGCGGGAUGAUCGCAGGCCUGCUGCUUCUGGUGGCUCAAAGACUUGGCAAUCCUCUAGGGAGGAAAGAAGACGUUGAUUUGCUGCUCAUCUUGAGAUUUCGAUUCUCAAUUUUGAAUCAUGGAUUUGUAGGAUGAGAAUUUUUUGAGGUACGACUUGUGUACUUUUGUUCGCAUAAAGGCCGAAUAGACAUACAUUUGAGUCAGUCUUUGGUUUUCGGAUAAAAAAUUGAAUCAUUAUAUAUUGGGGUACGAUGUAAAGACACCCUUAACGUUUAAAGUGAUUCACAAGUUGAAGUAUGUCUUCACUGAUGGAAUA